AUGUCUUCAGAUAACAGCGUCCCAGUGAAACCGCUCCCAGUGCUCAAAGCAGACCCGCCACAUACCACCCAAUCCACGAUUGUUAAAUCGUGGGUGACGUUGCCAUCGAAAUCCAACAACGGGCCAGAAUUCUUCACGGUACAAUACCAACCUCCAUCAUCCACCACUUAUAAAGGCUCAAUUCUCGUGGUCCAUGGGUUUGCCGAGUACUACGAGCUUUAUUCCAGAAUCCUUGAUGAUUUGUGCCAGCAAGGUUACGAGGUGUUUUAUUUUGACCAACGGGGGUCGGGGCAUACUUCUCCUGGCAAAUACAAAGGGAAGUCCAAUGAGUACUACACAUUCAAGGAUUUGGAACAUAUGGUUGAAUUACGAUUACAAGAGGUCGACAAAAGAGAUAAUAAAAAACUCUAUUUGUUGGGCCACUCCAUGGGGGGUGGAAUCAUUUUGAAUUAUCUUGUGUAUGGUAAUAAUCGUGAUAAGCUCGCUGGGGCAAUUUGUUGUGCUCCAUUGGUUGAUCUUCAUCCAGAUACUAAACCAAAUGUUAUUCUUAGAACUCUUGCUUCGACUUUGAACUUUUUCGUGCCUAACUUCAAGAUUGAUUCUGAUCUUACCCUUGAGAGAAUCACUACCGACCCGGAAUGGCAGGAGUUCUUACUUCUGAACAAGGAUAUUUCCAAGACCGUGGGAACGGUUAGUUUGUUCCAUGGGAUGUUCCAAAGAGGACUGAAGUUGUUGGACCCAGACCAUUUGAAGAACCAGGAGAAGAAAGUGCCGAUUUUGAUUGUUCAUGGAGAAGACGAUAAAAUCAAUGAUUACAAAGCGUCGGAGAAGUUUGUCAACAUGACUCCAGCCGAGGAUGUUACCUUGAAAGGUUUUAGCGGCACUGGGCAUAGUUUGUUUUUGGAAAGACCAGAGGUUUAUGAGCAAGUUACAAAGACGGUGUUUGAGUGGUUAGAAAGCCAUUGA
Saccharomycopsis crataegensis is the source of this 966-nucleotide messenger RNA. It is a transcript of the gene YJU3, whose product is annotated as acylglycerol lipase. The coding region runs from base 1 to 966 and encodes 321 amino acids. The record is from RefSeq and is a predicted model, not a curated record. The transcript has a single exon. Gene Ontology annotation, cellular component: membrane. Lineage: Eukaryota; Fungi; Ascomycota; Saccharomycetes; Ascoideales; Saccharomycopsidaceae. Gene Ontology annotation, molecular function: monoacylglycerol lipase activity.